AUGAAUUUCUUUAGUUGCUGCUAUUCUACUGUAGGAUACUCUUAAGAAUGUCUUCAUCAGAUCGAUAAGGCAAUUGGAAAUAUUAAGAACUCUCAUAAAGCUAUUUCUUUCAUAGCAGUAAUGCAAAUUGCAAGCAAUAAUAAGGCUUCGAUAGUAUAGUAUCAAUAUAAUCACUUGGCAGGCAUUUCAUCAUAAGUCAAGAAUGGAUCCUAAAACUCUUAGAAUUAGUCAUCCGUCUCUCAAAUAAAAGAGAGAGUAGAAAAGGUACUUGAACGGGUAGUUUCAUUUAAGAUAGCAUAGAGGAAAAUCGCAAAGGAAAUGGGCUUUGACAGUAGCAAAGAAGUAUUUCUCAAAGGAGAACAAAGCGUAGUCAUACUAUAUGAAAUUUCAAAUGAACAUUGUCUCAUUAUUUUCUUCGAAAUGAAUGCUCUGAAAACUGAGUUCUUUGAUUGCGAAACUUUUAUUACUACAAUUGAUGAUUUAGUUGUGAGUCUUAUUGAAGCUUUGAACUAUGAUUAGGCGCUGGACAGUGUGCAAAAUGAACAGAACAACAAAAUUAAUGAUCAAGGAAACUGA
Molecule: messenger RNA, 576 nt
Organism: Stylonychia lemnae
Lineage: Eukaryota; Ciliophora; Spirotrichea; Sporadotrichida; Oxytrichidae
Source: the annotation of a GenBank genome assembly